Messenger RNA from Seriola aureovittata, 6353 nucleotides. RefSeq names its product amylo-alpha-1, 6-glucosidase, 4-alpha-glucanotransferase a (gene agla). The transcript is spliced from 35 exons. NCBI's taxonomy places the organism in Eukaryota, Metazoa, Chordata, Actinopteri, Carangiformes, Carangidae. The record is from RefSeq and is a predicted model, not a curated record. Gene Ontology annotation, biological process: glycogen biosynthetic process; glycogen catabolic process. Gene Ontology annotation, molecular function: 4-alpha-glucanotransferase activity; amylo-alpha-1,6-glucosidase activity. Bases 152 to 4762 code for a protein of 1536 amino acids.
UGCAGACCACGCCCCCUCCGUUCAGCCACUGCUCAGCCAGGAAAAAGCGAGCUGUUUUUCGCUGCAAACUGUUCUCCUGUUGCUGUGACGGACUGAAGACACAACUGACAGGAGGCCGGGGAUCAGUUAACUUUCGAGAGAUCUUCUCAAGAUGUUACCACAACACCUGAAGCAGAUAAGAGUCCUAAUGCUCAACGACAAGGAGAAUUUAGAGAGGACGCUGUUCAGACUUGAACAAGGUUUUGAACUGCAGUUCCGUCUGGGUCCGAGUCUUCAGGGCAGGAGGGUGACAGUGCACACCAACUACCCAUCUGAAGGACAGAAGUUUGAACGAAACAACUUCCGUGUUUUACCGUGGAGCUACCCAACAGGGAAGGAGGAUGACUCUGAUAAAUUCUGCUCUCUGGAACUCAAAGUAGCUGGCUCCUAUCAGUACUACUUUGGACGUGGAGACACAGAGCGGUCAGGAGGAGGAUACAUCGUGGUUGAUCCUGUUCUUCGUGUUGGAGCAGACAACCACGUCCUGCCAUUAGACUGCAUCACCAUCCAGACCUACCUGUCCAAAUGUCUGGGACACUUAGAUGACUGGCCUGCUCGACUGAGAGUAGCCAAGGAGUCAGGAUACACCAUGAUCCACUUAACUCCUCUGCAGACUCUCGGAGAGUCCAGGUCCUGUUACUCUUUAGCCGACCAGCUGACCUUCAGCCCUGAGUUCAGCCCAGGUGGUCGGAGCUACAACUGGACAGAUGUGGGGGCACUGGUAGAGAAGAUGAGGAAAGAAUGGAACAUGCUGUGUAUUACCGAUGUGGUUUAUAAUCACACUGCUGCCAAUAGUGUGUGGAUACAGGAACAUCCAGAGUGUGGCUACAACCUGGUGAACUCCCCCCACCUGCGUCCAGCCUGGGUCUUAGACAGAGCUAUCUGGCAUUUAACCACCAGAAUCGCAGACGGACGCUACACGGCUAAAGGACUUCCUCCUGAUAUUACCAAUGAGAGCCAUCUGAAUGCCAUCCGCAGUGUGUUGUGGCAGGACGUGUAUCCUCAGAUCAAACUGUGGGAGUUCUUCCAGGUCAAAGUGAACAAUGCUGUGGAGCAGUUCAGAAUCCUACUGCAAAAUGGCACCAAGCCAGACCACAGUAAGACUGAAGGGAAGAAGGGCCUAAAGAUCAUCCAGGACCCACAUUACCGUCGUUAUGGCAACACAGUGGACAUGGACUCUGCUCUGGAGACAUUUGUACCUCACAGUUCCUCCCCACAUCACAUUGAGGAGUGCUGUGGUUGGCUGAGACAGAAGCUGAACGAGCUGAAUGAAGAACAGAACCACAUUGUACAACAGCAUCAGGAGCAGGCUGCCAACUGCGUUGUGGGAAAUGUAGUGUACGAGCGUCUGGCCGACCAUGGCCCAAAACUGGGUCCUGUUACCAGGAAGAACCCUCUGGUUACCAGGUAUUUCACCUACCCAUACCAGGACCUGACUCUGGAGCAGGAGAUCCACCUGCUGGACCAGCCAGACAAGAUCUGUCACUUCCUGGCUCACAAUGGUUGGGUGAUGAGCGACGAUCCGCUGCGCAACUUUGCUGAGCCAGGCUCUAAUGUGUACCUGCGUCGGGAGCUGAUCUGCUGGGGUGACAGUGUCAAACUGCGCUAUGGCAAUGGCCCUGAGGACUGUCCGUACCUGUGGGCCUACAUGCAGAAAUACACCGAGAUCACAGCCAAGUAUUUCCAUGGAGUCAGGCUGGAUAACUGCCACUCUACACCAUUACAUGUAGCUGAGUUCAUGCUAGAUGUGGCCAGAACAGUGUGUCCUAACCUGUAUGUGGUGGCUGAACUGUUUACCGGUAGUGAGGAGCUGGAUAACAUCUUCGUUACCAAGCUAGGAAUCUCAUCACUGAUACGAGAGGCCAUGUCAGCUGGUGACAGCCAUGAAGAGGGCCGACUAGUCUAUCGUUACGGAGGUGAGCCAGUGGGAGCCUUUGUUCAGCCCAGUCUCCGUCCACUUAUACCCUCCAUCGCCCACGCCAUGUUCCUUGAUGUAACCCAUGACAAUGAGUGUCCCAUACAGCUGCGCUCAGCAUUGGACUCUCUGCCCAGCUCUGCUAUCGUCUCUAUGGCCUGCUGUGCUACCGGCUCCACCAGAGGAUAUGAUGAACUGGUCCCACAUCAGAUCUCUGUGGUGAAGGAGGAACGUUUCUACCCCAAGUGGAACCCCUCAGCACCCCCCUCCUCCCCUGGUGAGGUUGGACCCCAGACUGGCAUCAUAGCAGGGAAACUGGCUCUCAACAAGCUGCACCUGGAACUGGCUGCGCAGGGAUUCAUGCAGGUGUAUGUAGACCAGGUGGAUGCAGAUAUUGUUGCAGUGACCCGUCACUGUCCCAGCACCCACCAGUCUGUGGUGUCCGUGUGCAGGACCGCCUUCUGGAACCCCAAAAACCACCAGUACAACAGCAACGUCCCACCCAUGUUCAUACCUGGGAAGAUAGAGGAAGUGGUACUGGAGGCGAGGACAGUGGAAAGGCAUGCUGGGAGCUAUAAGAAGGAUAACAACUAUAUCAACGGCAUGCCGGAAUACACUGUGGAAAUCAAAGAGCAUAUAUCUUUACAGGAGAGCACAGUGGUGAAGCAAGCAGGGGUGACUUCUAAAGGUCGCUCAGAGUUUGUGCAGGAAAUCACAUUUCAGAAGUUGACUCCUGGCAGUGUUAUUGCCUUCAGGGUGAGUUUGGACCCCAAGGCCCAGAAGCUGGUGGGGGUGCUGAGGUAUUAUCUCUCCCAGUUCAGCCCAAAGUACAAGAAAGGCAGCAUAGCAGAUGAAAACCCACCAGAAGCGAUGCAGAAGCCUCUGGCACAGCUGAUGUCCAAGCUAACGUUAGCUGACCUGAAUGUCCUGCUGUUUCGCUGUGACUCAGAGGAACAGGAGGACGGUGGAGGCUGUUACAGCAUCCCAGGAUGGGAGAGCCUGAAAUAUGCUGGACUGCAAGGUCUGAUGUCAGUGUUGGCUGAUAUCCGUCCAAACAACGACCUGGGACAUCCCGUGUGCUCUAACCUCAGACAAGGAGACUGGCUGAUAGACUUUGUCUCCAACAGACUGAUACACAGAGAGGGACCACUGGCACAAGUGGGUCAGUGGUUGGUUGCCAUGUUUAACUACCUGAAGCACAUCCCACGGUACCUCAUUCCCUGUUACUUUGACGCCAUCCUGGUGUCAACCUACGUUACAGCCCUGGAUGCAACCUACAAACACAUGUCGAGUUUUGUCCAGAAUGGCUCCACCUUUGUUCAUCACCUGGCGCUUGGUUCACUUCAGAUGUGUGGAGUUGGACGCUUCCCAGCCCUCCCUCCCAUCUCUGUGAAAAUAGAUGAUGUUCCCUAUCGCAUCAGUCCAAUCACAGGCCAGAAGGAGCAGUGCUGUGUCUCAUUGGCUGCAGGUCUUCCUCACUUCUCCGCUGGGAUUUUCCGCUGCUGGGGCAGAGACACCUUCAUCGCUCUCAGAGGACUGAUGCUGCUCACUGGGAGACACACUGAGGCUCGUAACAUCAUCCUGGCUUUCGCAGGGACGUUACGUCACGGUUUGAUCCCCAACCUGCUGGGUGAGGGUCGCUGUGCCAGAUUCAACUGCCGUGACGCUGUGUGGUGGUGGCUGCAGUGCAUCCAGGACUACGCUACCCACGUUCCCCAAGGGCAUGAAAUCCUCCGCUGCCCAGUUACACGCAUGUAUCCUACUGAUGAUUGUGAGCCCUGCAAACCUGGAGAGGUGGAGCAGCCUCUGUAUGAUGUGAUCCAGGAGGCUUUGCAGCGCCACCUUGAGGGAAUUUCCUACAGAGAGAGAAACGCUGGAUCUAAGAUCGACAUGCACAUGAGAGAUGAAGGGUUCAAUGUGUUUGCGAAGGUGGAUCCAGCCACAGGCUUCGUCAGUGGAGGGAACCGCUUCAACUGCGGCACAUGGAUGGAUAAGAUGGGAGAAAGCGAGAGAGCCAGGAACAGAGGCAUGCCUGCUACUCCCAGAGACGGAGCAGCGGUGGAGAUCGUUGGUCUCAGUAAAUCGACUGUUCGCUGGGUGGUGGAGCUCCACGCCAAAGGACUGUUCCCUUAUGAUGGAGCUAAAGUACACAGAGACGGUAAAGAAGUGUUUAUUUCGUACUCCCAGUGGAACAAACAGCUCCAGAAGUCAUUUGAAACUGGGUUCUGGGUGUCAGGGGACCCAAAGGACCCCAAUGAGAAACACCCUGAUCUGGUGCAUAAAAAGGGCAUCUACAAAGACAGCUAUGGGGCCUCCAGCCCCUGGUGUGACUAUCAGCUGAGACCCAACUUCACCAUCGCCAUGGUGGUGGCUCCGGAGCUGUUCACUGUGGACAGAGCCUGGCACGCUCUGGACGUGGCUGAGAAGAAACUACUUGGACCCCUGGGAAUGAAGACACUGGACCCUGAUGAUAUGGUGUACUGUGGUGUCUAUGACAACGCACUGGAUAAUGACAACUACAACCUGGCAAAAGGUUUCAACUACCACCAGGGACCGGAGUGGCUGUGGCCAGUAGGCUACUUCCUGCGUGCCAAACUCUACUUUGCCAAGAAGCUGGGAGAGGAAAGCUACAGCAAAACCGUGACCCUGGUUAAAAAUGUUCUGUCACGACACUACACCCACCUGGAGAAGUCUCCGUGGAAGGGUCUGCCAGAACUGACCAAUGAGAACGGCCAGUACUGCCCAUUUAGCUGUGAGACCCAAGCCUGGUCUCUGGCCACUGUGCUGGAGGUCCUCUAUGACCUUUAGAUGACCUUAGCGUAGCAGUCAACCUGUACCCUGGUGUCACACUUCCUGUUGAAGUUUGACUGAGGAGACGUCACUGAAACACACCACGGCCUCAGUCUGUGAAUCACCAGGUUCAGUCGUGACCUCUGACCUCUCGCUUAGUGAUCAGAGUUUUCAUACUGCGUUUAAACCUGUUUUGAUGGACUUUACUUAGACUUAUUUUACUUGUGGUUAACUUUAACACAUCUGGGCGAGGAGCUGUUUGAGUCAGUUUAGUUUCAGACUGAUGGUCAGGUGACUAGUUAGUUAAAGCUUUUUAAAACCUUUCUCCACUGAACAGCUCGUGUCUUUCUUAUGUCUGUUGGCCUUUAUCUCCAAGGCCUGAGUUCCCAUGUUGCACUGAGAGUUUAGAUUUUCUUCCUUCAUGUAGAAACCAUGAAACAUAAAUGUAGCGUAUUUACAGCAGUUAUUUUGAAACCAGCAGCAGCUUCAGAGCAGAUGUGGUGCCAGUUUUUUUAGUGUUAAUAAUCACAAAAGUACUUUGGGUGCACUGAUGGUCCUGAAUUAUCUUUAAACCUACAGAUCUACCUGAACCUAACAGAGCGCUGCUCCUGUAGAAAAGCCAACACAGUAUUUGAUUCUGUCUGUAUAUUUUUAUUUGACAGGGCUCUCCUGUUUUCUGUCCAAACAAAAUGAAAAUCUGUUUUUACCAGUCUGACUUUCUCAAAAGAGAAACUAAUCAAAUCACAUUUUAUCAAUUGGACAGAAAGAAAAAACUGUGUCACCCAGCGACUCUUGUAGCAGUGAUUGUUUUCUCUCUGAUGUGUAAGUUCCUGCAACUUCACCUCCACAGUCAAUACAAACAUCUCUGACUUUAUUCAGUGGAAUUGAGAAUGUUUUAAAAACAUUUUGAGGAAACAAUAAUAUUAGUAUCAUCUACCUUACUGUUCUUAAUGAACUGUGAUAAAUUAUAAUAAGAAUGAUCACACCAUUCACUGUGCAUUAACACACUUUAACCCUUGAACAAACAGACUCUUAUGGAACUGAACUAACCCGUCACUGUGUUUACACCUGGAGUCCUACCUCCUCACUGUCCUUAUCGCCUUCUGUCUCAACAAGUGACCUGAACACCUGAACGCACCACCAGGUGACUGACCACCAGCUGCAGCACCAGUGAUGUGCAGAGUUCUGUAAUUUGUCCCUGAACGCACCACCUGAUGCCUUCACACAUGAAAUAAAUCCCUGUCAGUCUUCCAGCUGUUCCACCUGUGUAUCAUGUCUACAGUGUGAAUGUCAGUAUCACUCAGCUGUGUCUUCAUGUGAAACAAACGCUCUGUGCAUGAACGUAGCUUUUCUCCUCGUGUGUGUUACGAUGCUAUAGACGUCUGAUGAGUCUCCGUUGUCUUGUCCCUGCAGAUGUUGAACAUGUGGUGAAUUUUAACAUAAAACAUCAGCGUUUCUCUGAAAGAGAGGAAACCUGGUGAGAACAGAACAUGUAGAACACAAACUCAUACAGUUGCUGUGUCAGUAGUUUGAGAAGCCUCUGUGUGUAUCCGCACUAACACGUGUCACUGGUUUAACUGUUCUGUGUUUUAAAAUCCUCUCGACUUGA